Molecule: messenger RNA, 4663 nt
Organism: Spodoptera frugiperda (fall armyworm)
Lineage: Eukaryota; Metazoa; Arthropoda; Insecta; Lepidoptera; Noctuidae
Gene: Unc-115a
Product: actin-binding LIM protein 2
Exons: 17
Coding region: 380-2887 (835 amino acids)
Biological process (GO): lamellipodium assembly; cytoskeleton organization
Cellular component (GO): actin cytoskeleton
Molecular function (GO): actin filament binding
Source: RefSeq, a predicted model, not a curated record
ACUGCCGAGGCCAGGGGGGCGCAGUGGUCGCGCGGAGUCGCGCGCGCCCAGUCACGGUCGGUGCUUUGCUAGUCUCGGUCACACCGCACGUCGCCGCCGCUUGUUCCAACGCCGUAUCAUCGCGCAGUAUUUUUGUUUUCCAAAUCGCUUAAGAGUGCUAGUGAUAAUCCGAUACCGUAUCGCCAAUAGCGAGCAUCAGUGGUAGCUACGUGUACGACGAAGCGUUGGCCGCUGCUGUGUGCCCGCUCUGUGCCGAAUUGAAAUUGUUCACGCUAACGAAACGUCGAGAUAAAUUCUUAGAGAGUGCAUUUACAGGGGAUUUUGUACGUGGUUACAGUAUCCUUGUGUGAGUUGAUAGUGUCGCUUUUUGUGAAACACGAUGAGGCCGAAAGAGGAGGCUGACAUGAAAGUCCAAACGGGGACAUUCAUUCUGUCUGAGAAAAUUGACGAUACAAAGUCGAAGAAAAGCGAAAAAGAAAUUAAAAAGGAAAUGAAACGGCUCGAGAAAGAGAAACAAGAGAGGGAGAAGAGGGACAAAAAAGCAAGAGAAAAGGAAAAAGAGCGAGAGAAACAAGCAAAGAAAGGCAAGGUGGUGUGCGCGUCGUGCGGCGGCAAGUGCAGCGGCGAGGUGCUGCGCGUGUCGGACAAGUACUUCCACACGGCGUGCUUCACGUGCCGCACGUGCUCCGCGUCGCUGGCGCGCGGCGGCUUCUUCUGCAAGGACGGCCACUACUACUGCCCGCAGGACUACCAGCGCGCCUUCGGCACGCGCUGCGCCGCCUGCGGACAGUACGUCGAGGGCGAGGUCGUCUCCGCCCUCGGCAACACAUACCACCAGAAGUGCUUCACCUGCGCGCGCUGCAAACGCGCGUUCCCGUCGGGCGAGAAGGUGACGUACACAGGUGCGGAGGUGGUGUGCUCGACGUGCGUGGCGGCGCCCGUGCGGCAGACCGCGCGCGCCGCCGCGCAGCUGGACGCGCCGCGCGCGCCCUCCGCCACGCCCGCCACGCCCGCCACGCCGGCACACCACGACCAGAAUGAGUGCGCGGGCUGCGGGCAGGAGCUGUCCGAGGGGCAGGCGCUGGUGGCGCUGGACAGACAGUGGCACACGUGGUGCUUCGCGUGCGGCGAGUGCGGCGCGGUGCUGCAGGGCGAGUACAUGGGCCGCGACGGCGUGCCCUACUGCGAGCGCGACUACCAGCGCCUCUACGGCGUGCGCUGCGCCUACUGCCAGCGGUACAUCUCGGGGAAAGUCCUGCAGGCGGGCGACAACCACCACUUCCACCCGACGUGCGCGCGCUGCAGCAAGUGCGGGGACCCGUUCGGGGACGGCGAGGAGAUGUUCCUGCAGGGCGCCGCCAUCUGGCACCCGCGCUGCGGGCCCGCGCCGCGCGACCCCGCCGCCGACCCCGACGACCCCGCCACCGACCGCGCCUCCGCCGACCUCCAGUUCUCGCUGCGCUCGCGCACGCCCAGUGUCAACGGCUCCUACUGCAGCCCCUACAGUAGCUUGACCAGGAAGUACGGGUACCGCGCCGUGUCCCCGGGGCUGGUGCUGCGCGAGUACCGCGACGCGGGCGCCGUGUCCCCGCACCGCAUCACCACGUACUCGUACCUGACGAGCGAGCCCAGCUACCUGCGCCGCCCGCUGCAGCCGUACGACCGCCCGCCCACCUCGCCGCACUUCCACCGCCCGCCGUCGGGCGGCUCGCGCGCCUCGUCCCGCGCCGGCGCCGCCAGCAAGGCGUCGGCCGGCAGCCGGCCCGGCAUGCGCGCGCUGGUCGACUCCAUCCGCGGGGACACGCCGCGGCCCAAGUCGCCGCACAUGAACAACGAGGAGCCCAUCGAGCUGUCGCACUACCCGGCCGCCUACAAGCCGCCGCCCGGCACCAAGCCCAAGAUCGAGCGCGACGACUUCCCCGCGCCGCCCUACCCCUACACCGACCCAGAGCGGCGCCGGCGCUGGUCCGACACGUACAAGGGGGUGGCGGACAGCGACGACGAGGGCGACGGCAAGGUCAACGGGAAGCUCAACGGGAACGGAGACAUCGACCCCAAGCUGCGCAGGGAGGAGCACGAACUCGCCAAGAUCGAGACCGGCAUCGCGCAGGUGUUCCUGAAGGAGGUGAAGGAGCGCGAGAAGCUGCAGCAGUGGAAGAAACAAAACCUCGACCCCAGGAACGCCAGCAGGACCCCGUCGGCGUCCCGCGAGCCGCUGCCCCGGCUGCGCUACUCGUCCCCGGUGGGCGCGUCCCCGUCGCGCUCGCUGGAGUCGCGGCCGCACGAGCCCGAGCACCUCGAGCACAGCGUGCCCUGCUACAACGUGGUGUCGUCGCUGCGCGCCGCGCCGCGCCCCGGGUACGGGCUGGCGCCGCGCUCCCACACCUUCUCCUCCUCCACCGCAGGCGACUUCACAUUCAGCGGGAUGGGAGACAAGACGCAUAGCACCGACUUCAGCAGCGGCAAGUCAGACAUGCGGACGGAGCUGUGCAUAUCUGCCGGCUCCAUAACUGAUGUGGAUCGAAGUGCUGUGACGACGGACGGCGGCGUGGCGGCGCGCGGCGUGGCGGGCGCGGGCGGCAGCGUGGCGGGCAGCGUGGCGGGGCGCUACGCGGGGCCCGGCGCCGGCGGCCCGGGGCCCGGCGUGCGGCGCUCGCUGCCCAACAUGGCCACGUCGCACCUGCUGCACGAGCCCGCCAAGCUGUACCCCUACCACCUGCUGCUCAUCACCAACUACCGCCUGCCGCCCGACGUGGACCGCCUCAACCUCGAGCGCCACCUGUCGGACGCGGAGUUCGAGGCCAUCCUGCAGAUCGGGCGCCAGGACUUCUACCGCCUGCCGCAGUGGCGCCGCAACGAGCUGAAGCGGCGCGCGCGCCUGUUCUAGUCGCCGCGCGAUGACGUCACAUUCACACAGCGCAGCGGACGGCCCGCGUUCUCCUAACGAUGCCUUCUUGUACAUGAGAUGAUAUAUACAGAUACCUAUAUACUAUGAUAUAUAUUGUGAUUUGUGUGGGCGCGUCAAUUCGUUUUACAUUAGUGAGAACCAAAUAUAUUACGAUUUGUAAGAUAAAUAUUUUCAGUUAGAGUUUAAGUUGGGACAUAGAUGAGUAUAUCGCUAUGUAUCGGUAGCUAUAAGUGUAGCUUGUGGUAGCGGACGAAGUGUGGGCGCGGGGCGUGACGUCAUAAUACUUUAGUUUGUACUCCACGCAAACUGUCAUAAUAGGUGCGGCGCCGCACUCGCUUACCUUGUAAGUCGUUGUUUUUAAUUUUAUUAUACGCAGAUAUUAUUUUUGGUUGCAAUAUACUUGAAACUAUUACACCAAGGCAUUUUUUUUUCGGUGUGAUUCCGACUGUUUACGGUCUAAUAUACUUUUAAUUAAAUAUACGCCACAAAAUAAUAGGUAGCUAUAUGACAAAGUGAUAUAGCAUACAUGUGACGAGCAGCUCUACUCUGUGCCGCGACACAUCGCUAGGGCACUGUUCUUAUCUAAAUCGAAACGUUUGAGAGCAGAAUGAAUCUUUCCACGAGGUAGAAACCUGUCAGCGACAUAAUAACCACUAGUCUCUCCGUGUGCACGGUCCUGUCAGCACUUAUUGUUAUUUAUAUGUCCAAUAUAGUAAUCAAAUUACUGUAAAAUGUCCGAAGCCAGAUCGGAGUUGUAUAAAUUCAUGUUUCUUAUUGGCAAUCAUAAUAUUUAUUAAUAUAACGUACCUAUAAUAUUGCACUUACAUUACUCUCGAAGCUGUGCAUGCCUACGAAUUUGACUAAAUCGAUCGUUCAGACAAUGUUCUACACGCUAAUAUAUAGUGAGUGUAUGUUUGUGUGGCACGCUACGGACGUAACGUGUCGGCUCGUGGCCCUGGUAGGGGGCGCUUGGAACCUAAUCAUAUUUAUGUAUUUUGAAAAUUUUAAACGAUAAGCGAUGUCAGCUUUCUAUGUAAUGUGUGCGGAUGAGUGAACGAGUUAAAUUAUUUAUAUUGAAUUGUAUUAGAUGUAUAUAUAGAGUUUAUUUUGUAAUAAUGCUAUGGAGACUGGCGGGAACACCGCAACUGUAACUCCGAAUGUCGGCCACCGGCACACCGCGCGGCCUGAGCCACUGCAUACUUGAGAAAACUCCUUUUUUAAUUUGUUUAUUAAAUGGUAAUAGAAGUUGAUCAGUAAUUUGGUGACAUUAGCUGUCCGUUGCCUAUUGUUACCAGAUGCCGUGAUAUUGGACAUCGGCUAGGGUUUGUUUAGUAGCUACAAGAGCCACCUAGUCAGACAAACUAUGAAUGCUCACGAUAACAGGUUUAUCAUGAGUAUAAGAGAUUAUAAUGAUAGUCCCGUUUAUUGUAUAGUUACAGUUGCGGUGUCUCCUUGCAGGCUGUUGUAACCCGGAGUGUACUCUCCACUCCCUGACUGCAGCGAGUGCCAGUAUGGCAGUGCCAGUGGCACACAGUGCUACAGUCACGGAGUGGCGUGUACCUCCGCGGUGGAGAGGAUCAAUGUUUCGCUUCUUGUACAGCCAGCGUAGCGCACGCCGCGUGAGUCGCGACUUACGACAUCAUUUCCUACAAAUACAUAUAUAAAUGUAUAACUAUGUGUGAGCGUAAUUUACUUAUCAGCGACGAACGUGAAGACGACAUGCUUUUAAAAUAAUAAACUUGCAUUUCCGAUUAA